CACUACAAGCAGAAGCAGACUCUGCUGCGAAGGGAAAUUAUUCAUGGCCGUUCACUUGGAUGAGAAGCAUGAAGAUUAUUUUGCUGAUUUUGGUCCCCGUGGCAGUGUGCGAAAAUCACACAGGAAGCCACGCGUUGAACUAUUACUUCACGGGACUGUCUUCGUCUGAUUCGAGGCCGCCUUUCUUCUCGGUGAUUGGAUAUGUAGAUGACAAACAGAUCGACCGAUAUGACAGUGACGGCGGACAGGCCCAGCCGGUAGCAGAGUGGAUGUCAUUGUUUGGGGGCCCAAGAUACUGGGAGACAGAAACUAAGAAGCGUCAGACCUGGGUGGCUGAAUAUCGGGAACAUUUCAAGGUUGAAAUGAGCAUUUCCAACCAGACCCAGGGUUUAUGUGUCUACCAGGUGCUGUUUGGCUGCGAGCUGGAUGCGGAUGGUAGCUCCAGAUCAUAUUAUCUUUUUGGCUACCAAGGGAAGGAACAUAUCCGCUUUGAUAAGGACAGAAUGUUGUAUGAACCGGCCACGGAGCGGGCAAGAAUAACCACAGACAGAUGGAACGGUGAAAGGAGCCGCCAGUCGGAGCGGGACAAGACGUGCCUGGAAACGAUUUGUAUCGAGUGGCUGAAGAAAUAUAUAAGAUAUGGAAAAGAAGAACUGGAGAAGAAAAUUCCACCGGAGGUGACGGUGACAAGUCUGAGCACACGUGGGGUCACUAGGCUCCACUGCUGGGUGUAUGGGUUUUACCCCCGGCACGUGGAUGUGACGUGGAUGAGGAACGAGAAAGAUGAGCUUUACUCAGAGGAGGCCAAACAGAUCCUUCCCAACUCAGACGGUACUUAUCAGGUCCGAGUUACUGUGGAGGUUAUGCCUCAGGAUGGAGACAGCUACGCCUGCCACGUGGAUCACUGCGGCCUGCAGAACGUUCUUGUUACUAGGUGGGAUCCCGUUAGGAGAUCAUUCCUCUACGAGCUGGUUGGGGUCCCAGUGCUGGUUCUGGUGAUCAUCGCUGCUGGAUUCUUUAUGUACAAGAAGAUGCCACUAAAGAAAAAUCAGCAUGGGGUCAUCUUUCUCCGGGGCAACGCACGAGGCAGACGUGACAAUGGCUGAAGAGGCUUUGGGCUGGAAAAAGUGCCACGAGUCGCGGUAACGUCUCCGUCGGAUCUGGCAGAAAUGAGUAUCGGUGGCCACGGCCUGCAUCAUAUGUGAAACGUGUCCUACUCCUGCUUCUCUAGAGUUUCUUUAGUAUUUAAAUAUAAAUGGUGGAUUAACCUG
Spea bombifrons (plains spadefoot toad) is the source of this 1271-nucleotide messenger RNA. RefSeq names its product patr class I histocompatibility antigen, B-1 alpha chain-like. The record is from RefSeq and is a predicted model, not a curated record. Lineage: Eukaryota; Metazoa; Chordata; Amphibia; Anura; Pelobatidae. The transcript is spliced from 7 exons. Gene Ontology annotation, biological process: immune response. The coding region runs from base 60 to 1106 and encodes 348 amino acids. Gene Ontology annotation, cellular component: external side of plasma membrane.